Messenger RNA from Toxorhynchites rutilus septentrionalis, 1523 nucleotides. RefSeq lists its product as uncharacterized. The record is from RefSeq and is a predicted model, not a curated record. The transcript is spliced from 5 exons. Lineage: Eukaryota; Metazoa; Arthropoda; Insecta; Diptera; Culicidae. Bases 386 to 1123 code for a protein of 245 amino acids.
ACUUUUAGUAUGAUUUUUGUCGUCACCGGGUUUAUCACGCGCGUUUCGAGAGCUCCCCGCUGCUUCGGAAAGACAAACAUCCGCGGGCCGUCUGAAGUUCUAGAACUAGACAGUGUCGUGCCGUACGCUGUGUUGACAUCUUACACAUCUGUGCUUAGUGGAUGGUUGCAAUUCUGAAUUUUGAUUAAUGAAGAAAAAUUAAUUCGAUCAGUGUUUUCUAAAUAUUCCUGUAAAAUUGUAGUGGUUCACAUCCAAUAGUGGCUUACCGAGAGAUAAAAUCCAACAGGUGAAAGUGAAGACAAGCGGGUCACUAAACGUUGAUCUAUCGUUCGUCAGAAAAAAACGUUUUUUCUGGACCAGUAGCGUAUAUUUAUAGUGAUUGACAAUGGUGAACGUGAUACAUGCAGUGGUGAAUGUGAUAGGAGCAGUGUUGGUGCUCGCAACCGCCCAGACCGAUGCCAUCCGAGUGUAUUGGAACACAAACACUGGUCCGAUCAUUCCUCCAACUCCAACACCUGUGCCAGUACCGCAGCCACCUUUUCGAAAUCCGGCGCCGGUGUGGGAGAAUCGAUCGAAUGACUUACCGAAUCCUAACCCUUACAUUUACAUUCUCCCACCACCUUCGCGACCGAAAUACACCGAUAUCACUCAGCAACGCAAGCUGAGUCAGCAGGAAAGCGCGGUUCAUCCGACCAUAACCACACCUUCUGCCAGUUCGACCCUGGCACCCACAGGAAGAAUAAUCACUCGACCAGAACAGGAUAACAACCAACAAGUGCCAGCCAUAAACAGUAGCCAGAAUCAAAGUCAGAGCCAUCCGAAUGGUCACACAGUUCCUAGCCUGUCCGUUCAGUACGUACCGAACCGAGGUUACAAUUAUUACGCCGUUGUUCCGGCGCAUCAGGAGGUUCCCAGCAAGAGUGCUUAUUUGAAAACGAAUGACGCGUUACUGGGCAAGUAUCAGCAGUACGACAAACCCAACGGAAGGUACAAUGCCAAGCUGAAGAAAUACAAGGCAUUCGAGAAGGCGAAAUAUGUGCCGUAUUACAUGUACUUCGGUGUGCCAAAACAGCAAAACAUCUACUCCACCGAUUCAACAAAGGCUGUGAACAAUAAUCUGUGAGCUGAAGAAAGAGCGUGAGAUGAAGACGGCUGUCAAUUGCUGUCAACUGCAAACAAAAUCCCACACAAAAAAAGCAUUUCGGCAAACGUAACUUCUUGCUGCAACCAACCGGACGUAAGGCAUUGUUGGCAGACUGUAAAACAGUCCGCAGCAUACCGGUACAACUUGAAAUUUUCGAAGAAUGUGACGUGAAACUCAUUUAAAUUAGGUUACCUACUGGAUUGGUCAGAUCCUGACGAUAUCUAUUACCUCUUUUCAUUAGACGUAAGAUCAAAUAUCACAACAGAAAUGCAUUCAAAGUGAAAUGAGUUGUUGAGCUAUUGUAGAUUUGAUAAAAAUUUCAGGUAAGAAAAUGUAAUUAUUUGAAGAAUGAACUGUAAAUAAAUGUAUUAUAAACCAA